AUGGAGCCGUUUCAACUUAUAGCUGUGUUUUUGUUCGCUCUGGCAUCGGCACGACUAAACGACGCCUCCUGCAAAAUGUGCUUUCAACAAGAUGUCAACGCCAAUACAACAUGUCCACUAGGAGCAUCAUGUUGGAAUGGCACCCAAUCAGAGUGGGUCGUUGUCCUAAGCAGAGACGAUGUUUGCUUGCACUGCUUCGUCUCUGAGUCUCAACUCCGUCCUCUCUUUGUUCCAAGCGUUAGUGCUACAACACUCAAAUUCUCGAAGGAUGAGAGUUUCCCUCACCACUUGUCACUCUUCCGAGUAGACUCCGAGUCCAAGUUCAACUCUUGCUUGGUGACGCCAGAACAGCAGAUCGGACAACUGAACACGUCGGUCUCGGACGUGAUUGUUUUAGUUACCGAGAUCGACAUUGGAGUAAACUACUUUGUGGCCGUCGGAAUGCCCAACACAACUUGCAACAACGGAACGCGACUUCGAGUGUUUGUUGGAUUAAACAACUGCAGUGACAGUAAUGAUGAUAGACUCGUCUGUUGCAAUCGUGCUCCGUGUGUGUUCGAUGAUACACUUGACGAGUUUACAUGCCAAUGUUCAGGAAAAUACAAAGGUGGGUGGUGCCAAGACAUUAACGAAUGCUACAACAACAAUCAGUGUCAACAUGGAGGACGGUGCGUAGACGGCAACUGCAGUUCCGAGUGCGAGUGUGUCGACGGUCGUAGCGGAAUGUUUUGUGAAUGCGAAUCGAGUCCGUGUCAGAAUGGAGGUACCUGCUAUAAUGACACGCAUAGACUAGACAACAGUAGUUACAGUUGUCUAUGUGGUAGCAAUUAUACGGGACUACAUUGUGAGACCGAACUGAACGAAAGUCUGUCUUCUCCCUGUCAGAACAAUGGUACUUGUCAUGACUCCACUGGUCAAUAUUUCUGUGCUUGUUCGCGUGGAUUCACAGGAUUGGACUGCAAUGAUGACAUAGACGAAUUUCAGCAAAGAAACCUAAGUGGCAGUGGCUAUUGUAACAACACGUUUGGCAAUUACACGUGCAUCUUUAGUAAUGGCAGUUGCGAUUCAGUAAAUUGUAGCGAUCAUGAAAAGUGCUUGUAUCUGGAUGAAGGGAAAUUACGUUGCUUGUGUACGAGUGAAUAUAAGGAAACUACUUUUCAAUAUCAACUAGACAAUAGUAAGUGUCUCUCUAAUCCUUGUAUGAAUAACGGCAAGUGCGAGUACGAGAAUCACGACUACGUUUGUGAGUGCCCGAGUGGCUAUGGUGGGGACUACUGUCAACUUGAUAUAAAUGAAUGUCUGAGUAACCCUUGCAAACCAGGUCAAGAGUACUGUCGUAAUCUUGUUGAUGGAUUCGAGUGCAUUCAAGUAUGUGGACCUUGUGUUCGACCUCCAUCGGUAUGCAACUCUUCUUCAAACGUAUGCGACCAAUUGCAAGUUACUUGUAGCCCAGGAAGCGUGUGUAAAGUUGAAGAUGAAAUGCCAUUUUGUCAAUGUUUGCAAACCUGUCAGGAAGUAGCCAAUACCAGUCUAGACGUAGCGAUGGCGGCAGGAUUCAGUGCAAUAAAUGGAUCAUUUGCAAAAGUUAAUUUAGAUAUUAAAAGGACGUCUUCAAACAUUUCUGUUAUUCUAAGACCAGACGAUAAAGAUGGAUUGAUUCUGCGUUAUGGAGGAUCUAGUCUAGAUUUUCUCGAGAUUGAGUUAAGCGACGGUUUUGUCCAAUUUCGCUACCAUCUAGGCAAUGAGACGGCUACCAUAAGAAGUAGCAACAAGAUGUCUUUGUACAGGUGGCACGCCAUUACAGCCGAACGUCGACAUCAACAAGGUUGGUUAACAGUAGAUGGGCAACUUUCUACAGGAAUGCCAUUAGGACCUCUUAUUAAAUUGGAUCCUCAUCCUCGAGUUCUCUUUGUUGGUGGACACGAUGACAUGUCGGUUACGGCAACUAAAGGAUUUUCCGGUUGCAUCAGUUAUCUAAAGAUUAAUGAUUAUGUCGUCAAUCUGACAAACUCCCUUUCUUCAAUGGCAAUUACAGAAUGCAUCGAAAGCCAAUGUGACGCUACAUGCAAUGAAAGAAGAAACGAUUUGUUUGGAAUCAGCAACAACAAGUAUGCUUGCAGAUGCAAUAAUGCAAGCUUGUUGCCCAUCUGUCAUCUUGACGUCGACGAAUGCGCUUUGGGGCAGGAUAAUUGCUCACAAGGCACGAAAUGUGUUAAUACCCUCAAUGGAUUUGAUUGUAUAUUCAAGUGUACGUGUGACACGUGUUAUAACAACGGCACGUGUCAAGAACAUUUGUACAGUGGAAUAAAAACAUGUGAAUGUCAAUCGAAUUAUACCGGAUUACGAUGUGAGACUUACCUCGACGGUUGUUGGCCAACGCCUUGUGUUUACGGAACAUGUGUACCGAUAGAGAGUGGCACAACUUGUCUCUGUAGGACUGGUUUUACAGGACGUUAUUGCGACGUGGAAAUAAUAGACAAAUGUCUGUCAUCACCUUGUGACCAUCAAGGCACGUGCUCUGAUCACGUUUGUGGAUACACUUGCACCUGUAAAGACGGAUAUGCUGGAGCAAACUGUGAAAUCAAUAUUAAUGAAUGCGGGAGCAAUCCUUGUAAAGAAAACCAAUUAUGUCAAGAUGACAUCAAUCGAUAUCGUUGUGUGCGUGUGCACAACGCGUGCGACGACAAUGUGUGUGAACACGAUGGCGUCUGUCUUCGACUCUCCGACAAAAAUCAUUGCUACUGCACGAACGGAUAUCACGGUGUCCACUGCGAAGUCGAAGUCAACGAGUGCAGUUCUAGUCUUUGCUCCAACGGAUCUUCUUGUAUCGACGGUAUCGGUAACUACACGUGUGUCUGCCCGCCAAAAUUUACCGGUCGGCACUGUGACAUAGUAAUGACUGAUUGUGAAAUAUCAGAGUGUGGGAGUAAUGGUAAGUGCUUGAAUGGCACGUGUAUAUGUCUCGACGGCUACACGGGUAAAGGAUGUGAAAGUGAGAUCGACCCUUGUCUUUCGUCAAGCUGUGAUUACGGGGCAAAAUGCGUGUCUGACUAUCCGUCUUAUACGUGUUCGUGUCCGACAGGAGCAAUUGGUCGCCAUUGCGAAAUUUUCCAAUAUUGUGGUAGUUAUAGUGAAGAGUUUGUGUCGGAUUUUGACGACCUUAGAGCAAUCUCGUACGGAGAAGGUGCAGUUCAAGUAUCCUGGAAUCUACGGAAUGCGAGCAAUAAGCCGGAAACAAAGACGGGAUUUCGAGUUCUGCGAUAUUUGUUAGAAUACAGCACUCUCGACAAUUUGUUCGCUCAAAAUGUUACGGUUAACGGCAACGACGUGGUUUUUAAAAAUCUAGGCUACAUGAAAUUUCGUUUUCGAAUCGCUUCGAUUAUCAACGGCCAGGACAGGCUCGUCUGCAGCAAUUUUUCAAACUUCUUGGGACCUGUUACGCCAAACAUCUCUCAUCCGACAUCACAACCGAGCAACGUCACUGUACACUCUGUGGAGCCGAAUCAACUUUCGGUCACAUGGAAUCCCAUCGACCCAAACUUUGCCGGCGGUCCGAAUCCUCAAUACAUCGUAUACUGCACGCCGCUCGCUCCCUUUACGUCACGCUCUUACAAUCUCACUGCUUCGACUACUUAUGCCGACAUCGGCGGUCUAGAUGAAGAUACGUUGUAUAAAGUCGAAGUGUCGGCUGUGGUCGUUUUGUCUAGAGAAAGAGAACUUGUAGGACCCAGGAGCAAGCUGGUGAUAAUAAGAACAAGUUUGGCAUUUAUUCCUUUUCCAGAGAACGUCGAGGUUGUGCCUUUAGACUGGCGCAGCGCUCGUGUUACGUGGAGAUUGUCAUCUGUUGUAUCUAAUGAUCCCAGUGUGAAUAUCUCUAUCUACUUAUUCAACCAAACAAAUAUAAUCAGCAGAUAUGUUCUUCCUUUUAAUCAACGCCACUUAAAUCUUGUGGAUCUAUCACCUGAUACAAUUUAUAAUUUGAAGGCAGCUAUCAACAGCUCAAAAGGAAACAGCAAAGAAACCAACGAGACCAUAUUUAGAACUGUUGAUUCGAAUGACUGGAAUUUUACGCUUUUGACUCAUAAUUCUACUUCUCUUGGCGUCAUAUGGAUGGUGCCAAGGCAGAACAAAACUGCUAAUGGAUCUGUCAGGUUGAUAAUUACGAAACAAACACAUGAAACCAGAUUAGUGCGCAAUGCAACGAAUGUCGAGAAAUUAGUUGAUAUAUUAAACGAAGAAGCGUUACUGACUGGUUUGCUGUCUUCGUUCCUCUACAAAGUUCAAAUUAUUGUUUCGCUGUCAAAUAAAACGGAAAUUGAUUUUGGCUACUUUUAUCAAUUCACUGACCAAUCAGCUCCAUCUAAACCAAGGAACAUUAGUGUCGUACUUGGUAACGAUCCAUCAGUGGCUCAAGUGUUUUGGGAUGCGCCAAUUAAUCCAAACGGCCAAGUUGGUUAUCGCCUGCGAUAUUACGGCAAUUCAUCCGUUCAUACUUGUCUCGAGGCACAGGAACGUGUCGUUGACGUGAUAGACAACCAACAAUGGCUCAUUACAGACUUGAAACCAUUUGAAGAGUACACAGUGCAAGUUACGUCAUAUAAUUUGUUGCACAACAUUAGCUGCUGUUUAUUAAACGACAACGAAACGGCGGAAAUAUGUACGUUUUGGACGCCAAGGUCACGUCUGAAUGCUCCGAAGUCUAUAAGAGUAUUGAGCAACAAGUCUGGUGGAAUAGAAGUACAUUGGGACAACGAUAGUUGCCUUUAUGACAAACCCGUGUCCGUCUCUGUCUAUUACGCUCCUGUCGUCGUUGCUCGAAAGCAAAAACACUUUCCUCUCAUCGUCAGUCAUAUCAUCGAUUUGUCAAAACCUCUUCACAAAACAUAUUAUUAUAUUAGUGGAGAAUAUUUGCAAAGAAACAGCACGUACGCAGUUUGGAUGCAACUGGAUGCCCAAGAUGAACGAGGAUUUUACUCUCAAAUAUUCUAUCGAACGUCUCUGCUUACACAUCCACAAGACGAAGUAUCAGCGUUAUCUGUGUGGAACCGAACGUCCAACUCUAUUUCUCUUAAAUGGAAAGUGCCCAGUGGAAAGUCACUCAACGACGAUACGGGAUUCUUUUUCUAUCGCAUCAAGUGGCAAUCUGAGUCGAACACGGCUAGCGGCGACUUUGACUAUUACUCUGAAAGAACAUAUGAUAACAACUUUCUCAGGGACAAUUACACCGUUAGAGAUCUCCAACCGGCAAAUCUUUAUGAACUAUGUAUUUACGUUGCAACCAUCGACAAAAAGAACAGAAAAGUACUGUUGGGACCAUCACAAUGCGUGAACGAUUCUACUGACUUUCUAAAAGCAUUUACAGCCUGGGUAGUUCCCAUUUCUGUUCUUGCCGCGCUUUUUGUCGUUUCCACAACUUUAGUUUCCUUGUAUUACAUUUAUCGUUGGAGACCAAAGAAAGUGCUGGAAAGAGAAUUGGACGACGACGGUUUGCGGCGCGUCGAGCUCCAACGCAACAAUAUAGACUUACCGGAUGACACCAAGAAGCUCGGAUCAGGAACAUUCGGCUGCGUGAUGAUGGGAUGGAUAUGCUCGCACAAUGAAAAUAUACGAGUGGCUGUCAAACAACUACAAACAAACAGUAGUUAUGACUUGAAAAGUGACUUCAUUAGAGAAGCAAAGAUUUCCUUGCGUGUCGAUCACGUGAACGUCGUACGCUUGCUGCACGUCUGCUCUCAAGAAGAACCUUAUCUUAUGAUUAUGGAAUACGUCAAUAGGGGAAAUCUAAACCGACUGCUCACAAUUUUGAAACCAAAAAUAGCAGAGAAUCUGGCAUCAACGUUUGCUGCUCUUAAAUGCGACCUUCUCCAUCAGAUUGCAUGCGGUCUUCAAGCGGUCAGUAAACUAAAUAUCAUUCAUCGUGAUAUCGCAGCCAGAAACUGCUUGAUUCACGAAGAAGGUGAAAGACUGAUUGUCAAAGUGAGCGAUUUUGGAAUGGCCGUCGUCAUCGACGAAGAAUUCGGAGAAGUUCGAAUGAAAAAGGGAGAAGGAAACGUACCGUUUCGAUGGAUGAGUCCGGAGGCUUCGUACGAAAGGCGAUACAGCGAGAAAAGUGACGUGUGGUCGUUUGCUGUUCUCUGCUGGGAAGUUUAUAGUUUUGGUUUGACGCCAUACCCUUGGCUGUCAAACACUGACCUAUUUCGCUAUAUUUCUAAUCGCCUCCCUCUACCUCCUCUACCAUUUCUCAUCACUACCGAGGUAGGAAAUUCUCUUCUCAUUCCAAUGCAAGAGCAAGAGCUACUGUUCGAUUGCUGGAAGAUUGACGUCGAUCAACGUCCUUGUUUUGACGACGUCGUCAAUACUUUGGAGUGUACAUUGAAAGUUUACGGAAAUGCACUGGAUGACGACUUGCUCACUGUUAAAGAACUGAUGCUAGCUGGUGUCGUAGAAAACAAUGAGGUCGAGAAUACGGCACUAUAA
This is a messenger RNA of Corticium candelabrum, 6477 nucleotides long. RefSeq lists its product as uncharacterized. The transcript has 12 exons. Gene Ontology annotation, molecular function: ATP binding; protein binding; calcium ion binding. Gene Ontology annotation, biological process: protein phosphorylation. The record is from RefSeq and is a predicted model, not a curated record. Lineage: Eukaryota; Metazoa; Porifera; Homoscleromorpha; Homosclerophorida; Plakinidae. Bases 1 to 6477 code for a protein of 2158 amino acids.